Messenger RNA from Oncorhynchus nerka (sockeye salmon), 1815 nucleotides. It is a transcript of the gene hemk2, whose product is annotated as N-6 adenine-specific DNA methyltransferase 1. Gene Ontology annotation, molecular function: S-adenosylmethionine-dependent methyltransferase activity; nucleic acid binding; protein methyltransferase activity. The record is from RefSeq and is a predicted model, not a curated record. The transcript has 8 exons. Bases 441 to 1307 code for a protein of 288 amino acids. NCBI's taxonomy places the organism in Eukaryota, Metazoa, Chordata, Actinopteri, Salmoniformes, Salmonidae. Gene Ontology annotation, cellular component: eRF1 methyltransferase complex. Gene Ontology annotation, biological process: methylation.
GAAAUCCAGGCAUGAUAUAACCCGAUGCACUUUGCCAAAGCACAGCCCCAACACCACUAGAGGGAUAUCAACAGAACACCAACUUAGUACGCUGAGAGAAGGCUGAGUGUAGCACAUGAAGAUCUCCUCCACCACACAAGCCCGAGAGGGCGCAAAACCGCUGAUGUGUGGGAGCCUGAGGAGCCAGUUGAGGCGCGGGAGCCUGGUGAGCCGGCUAAAGUAUUGAAAUACCAACUGUAUUUUCUUUUCUUUGUCAGGUUGUGCUGAGAAUGUUCCAAAGCCAAGCAACUAUCCUGCACCAUUCCCAAAGGUUGUGGGAUCAAUAACCAUAGGACAACCACACGCUCACCAAACAUAAUUUGCUAGCUGGGAUAAUGCCAGACUGACUUUAACUAGCUGCAGCUGUUCACUCUCCAGGAAACUCCAGGGAGACUGAGCCCAUGGAGGUGGGCACGACGCAUCUCACCCAGAGGAAUGUCAAUGCCGCCGUCAACAGGGUCUCUGCUCCUACUGCGGGGAGUCGGACAAUCCCAGGAACACCUGUCCCAGAAGGAGAACCAGGAAGCAACAGGCCGAGGAGCGCUCCUGCACCUUCCCAGCUUUUAGUCAAGCACAUCGCUGUCCCCUGCCUGACAUCCUGUGUGUGUAAGUCAGUGGGCCAGAUGUCCUUUCCCACCCCGUUGUACUCCCAUGCGGGCCGCGGGCCUUUCACUGACGUGUACGAGCCAGCCGAGGACUCCUUCCUCUUGAUAGAUGCCCUUGAGCAGGAUGCUGACAGACUGAAGAAAAUUAGCCCCUCUGUGUGUCUAGAGGUGGGCAGUGGCUCUGGGGUGGUGUCCGCCUUUCUGGCAUCCGUGAUCGGACCUACAGCUCUAUACCUCUGUACCGACGUGAACCCCGCAGCAGCCCAAUGCACUCUGGAGACGUCUCGCUGUAACGCCGUUAGUCUGCAGCCUAUCAUCACUGACUUGGUGGACUCUCUCUUGCCAAGGUUGUGUGAAAAAGUGGACGUUCUUUUAUUCAACCCUCCUUAUGUCAUCACACCAUCAGAAGAGGUGGGUAGCCAUGGCAUCGAGGCAGCCUGGGCUGGUGGGAGGUGGGGCCGAGAGGUGAUGGACAGGUUCUUCCCGCUGCUUCCAAAGCUACUGUCCAAUCAGGGGUUGUUUUACCUGGUCACUGUGGCAGAGAACAAUCCAGAGGAGAUCACCAUUCUGCUGAGGAAGUUUGGCCUGCAGGGAGCGCCUUGUCUGUCCCGACGAACUGGUCCAGAGAGCCUGUCUGUUCUGCGCUUCCACAGAACAACGUGAUCCUCCCUGUCCCACAGAGGAGACCAUGAACCUGCUGCUCCGACCACAGCGGUUUCAGCUUCAUCUCAACAACCAUGAGUGAUCACCUGAACUUUAACAUAAAUUGAGUGAAAGCCACCGUGGGUUCAUGGGAGCAUUGGUCAAAUAAGUGACCAUGUCUCAAGACUUUAACCCAAUGCACUAUACAAAGGCUAACAGGUUGUCCAUGCUAAUGAGUGUUCAAGUCUCCUUGAACCGGUUUGUAUUGGGAGAGGAUCCAGUCAGUGUCAGUAUUGAAGACAUGAUGUACAGGUAGAAUUGACAUGCAGACUAGACCGGGCACGCGCAUGUUGAUUUUAUUCAUCCACACCAGACCCCAUAAGGAGACGCAGGUUAAAAAUAUCUAAACGAACUCUGAACCAACUAUAUUAAUUUGGGGACAGGUCGAAACAUUCAUGGACAUUUAGCUACCUUGCUAUUGCUAGCUGAUUUGUCCUGGGAUGAAAUUAAACAUUGGGUUGUUAUUUUA